AUGAAGUCGCAAGCAGACACCUGGAGGGUCGCGCAGAAGGUCCGCGGCGUUCGCAGGGUGACGCCGGGGUCGGAGAAGCGGUUAGGACUGUACUUGAUCAUGUCCCAGAAACCGCCCCCUGACCGUAAAAUCGCAACCAUCUCGCCUCAUACCCGCCCACACUCUGAGAUGAGUUGGCGCGAUAUACCCGAAGUGCCACGGGCAGAGGAGAUCAUGAAAGAAGCCUGCAUACUCCCAAAGAAGAGCGGCCUAAACGCCGUCUACCCGGCGAAAAGCGCAUAUCUCCGGGCCCAGUACGACCUCCUACGCUUCGAGGGCGUCGAGCCUCUCCGCAGAGCCGUUCAAGAGUACAAGUCCGCGCCAGAGAUGGCAGAGAACACUGAGGCAUCCAUAUACACCGAUGUCUUUGUCCGCGGAGUCAACAUCAUACGCCUCGGAGUCAUGGUCCGCGUCACCUUCUCCGCCGUCCGCGCACGACGGCUCAUCAACUGGCCAGCAUCUCAGCGUGUGGUCCCAGGCACGAUAGUAGCCCUGUCUCCAGCUUCGGAUCGCUUUAGAGCACAGUGUAUUGUGGCAGUGGUGACGGGUCGCUAUGACGAACUUGCUGGCAGUUCAUCGGCGCCUCCUCCUCUGGAUCUGGAAUUUUCCGAUCCUGGCAUCACGGCCGGCUUGAUGGAGCCAGACCAGGAGUAUGUCAUGAUCGAAGCCCGCUCCAACUACUUUGAAGCCGUUCGACACGUUUUGGAAAGCCUCAAGCAGUCGGCAGAAGACGAUUCACCAUUCGACAAGUACUUCGUCGGCCAGCUGAACACCGACGGCAUGCCUAGUUCUUUCUCGCCCUCCUCCACCACACUGGAUAUCUCAGCCCUCCACGAUGGUCUCCAACGCCCACAACUCAUCCACAUUCCUAUCCAAGGCGACGAGCUCGCAAUAGUCCAAGGCCCCCCCGGAACAGGCAAAACACACACGUCCAUGGCCGCGCUCAAGGUCCUGCUAAGCACACAACGCUCCAACGUCCCUAUCAUCGUCACAGCCCAAAAGAACGACACCGUCGACGAGCUCCUCUUCAGAUGCCAACAGCUCGGCGUGGCCUUUGUACGCCUCGGCGGCCAGGCUAAAGACGAGGUCAUCGCUAGCCGGACGCUCUUUAACCUCCGCACGCGAUCUCGCUGCAAGACGUGGAGCAACAGCGCGCUCGAGAAACGUCUCAUCUCUCUCAGGUCUCAGGCGAGGCUUCUCCUUCAACGCUGCUUCCCGCCCGCUCACCAGCAGCUGAUCAUGCCGGAGCACUUUCGGGAGGUUGGCUUGAUCAGCGCGGAGCAGCAUGCCUCGGUCAUGAAAGGCUGGGACGGCGACCCCAAAUCCAUCGCCCGAGAGGGAUCCCGACACCCGCUCGGGUCGUGGAUCGCCUCAGGGUCCGGCAUCAACGAUAAAGGGUCUGCUUGCAACAAGAAGGAGCAGUUAUCAGGCAAACCUAUCCCAAUCGCGCGCUGGAAUAGCAUCAAAGACUCAAGCGGUGUUGUUGUUGUUGUCAGCGACAAGCUGGCACAAGAGCUGCUCGCGCAUAUGGUCGAUUGCGCCUGAGUAUCGCGGCAUGGUAUACCAGCACCUCGAACGUCGAUACAUCACAUCAACCAUGCUAGUCCUCACC
This is a messenger RNA of Colletotrichum godetiae, 1651 nucleotides long. Its product is annotated as helicase required for RNAi-mediated heterochromatin assembly 1. The record is from RefSeq and is a predicted model, not a curated record. NCBI's taxonomy places the organism in Eukaryota, Fungi, Ascomycota, Sordariomycetes, Glomerellales, Glomerellaceae. Gene Ontology annotation, molecular function: helicase activity. Gene Ontology annotation, biological process: regulatory ncRNA-mediated heterochromatin formation. Gene Ontology annotation, cellular component: nuclear RNA-directed RNA polymerase complex. Bases 1 to 1584 code for a protein of 527 amino acids. The transcript is spliced from 6 exons.